AUGCAGACCACCGGGGCACUUCUCAUUCCUCCGGCUCUGAUCCGCUGCUGUACCAGGGGUCUAGUCAGGCCUGUGUCUGCCUCCUUCCUGAGCAGGCCAGAGAUCCCAUCUCAACAGCCUUCCUACAGUAGCUCCCCACUCCAGGUGGCCCGACGGGAGUUCCAAACCAGUGUUGUGUCCCGGGACAUUGACACAGCGGCCAAGUUUAUUGGUGCUGGGGCUGCCACAGUGGGUGUGGCUGGCUCAGGGGCCGGAAUUGGAACAGUGUUUGGCAGUUUGAUCAUUGGCUAUGCCAGGAACCCGUCUCUCAAGCAGCAGCUCUUCUCCUAUGCCAUCCUGGGCUUCGCCCUGUCCGAGGCCAUGGGGCUCUUCUGUUUGAUGGUCGCCUUCCUCAUCCUCUUCGCCAUGUGA
This is a messenger RNA of Pipistrellus nathusii (Nathusius's pipistrelle), 411 nucleotides long. The record is from the annotation of a GenBank genome assembly. Lineage: Eukaryota; Metazoa; Chordata; Mammalia; Chiroptera; Vespertilionidae.